GUAUCCACCAAAAGGAGAGCGAAAAUCGAGAAGGGACUGCCGAGUCCACCAGCGCCAUCAAUAAACCAGAGGCUCAAGUCUUCCACUAUCUCACCACUCUCAUUCCCUCUCUCGCUCGCUCUUGUCGCGUUACCUAUGGCGGUCGGUGUCUUGGCUUUACAGGGAUCUUUCAACGAACACAUAGCAGUGUUGAGGAGGCUGGGAGUGAAGGGAGUGGAAAUAAGGAAAGCAGAGCAGCUGGAUAGUGUGAGCUCUUUAAUCAUUCCCGGAGGAGAGAGCACCACCAUGGCCAAGCUCGCUCAGUACCAUAAUCUGUUCCCUGCUCUGCGCGAGUUUGUUAAAACGGGGAAGCCAGUUUGGGGGACCUGUGCAGGUCUUAUCUUCUUGGCAAAUAAUGCUGUUGGACAGAAAACAGGAGGACAGGAACUAAUUGGGGGCCUAGAUUGUACUGUGCAACGAAAUUUCUUUGGUAGCCAAGUAAUGUUUACUUUCAAAGUUUUGUAUUCAAGUUCAACUGUUGAAAUCCAAGAGGAGGAUGCUGUGCCUGAAAAGAAAGUUAUUGUUGCUGUGAAGCAAGGAAACUUGUUAGGGACUGCCUUCCAUCCUGAAUUGACAGCCGAUACUCGUUGGCAUAGUUACUUCUUGAAGAUGGCAAGUGAGAUGGGAGAUGGGGCAGCCUCAAGUAGUAUUGCCCCGGUUGGAGGAGAAAGUCAAAUUUCCGACCAAGAAGAGAGGAUUUACCUUCCUAUAUUUCACUAGUAACAGGGUGACAGGGAAAGAUAACUGCUAUCUUAUUUUUCAAAUACAUUUUUUCAUUAUCGACUUGUCGUUUUCUUUGCCUGAUUUUUGAUAGCUCUACAAAAAGUCAAUUUAUUCAAGGAUUCUUUUACGUUAAUUUAGUUGUUAUACAGACACAAUGAUUUGCAUCUUGUCUGGUGUAUAUAAAAUGUAGAGAGUUUGCUAAUCUGACAUUUCUUGGUUAUAAUAAUGAAGUCGAUACUUUUUUUGGGUGGUUAA
Molecule: messenger RNA, 1017 nt
Organism: Carica papaya (papaya)
Lineage: Eukaryota; Viridiplantae; Streptophyta; Magnoliopsida; Brassicales; Caricaceae
Source: RefSeq, a predicted model, not a curated record